Molecule: messenger RNA, 3640 nt
Organism: Culex quinquefasciatus (southern house mosquito)
Lineage: Eukaryota; Metazoa; Arthropoda; Insecta; Diptera; Culicidae
Exons: 3
Coding region: 230-991 (253 amino acids)
Source: RefSeq, a predicted model, not a curated record
AGUGCGAGCAAAUCGCAGUUGGCUGUGUGUGACUGUGUCGAGUGACAGGAGAAGAUUUUGCUCGUGAAAACCCAAAGUGAAGAAAAAGUUGUCCGAAACCCCCUCGAAUUUCCGGCGAAACCAGUGCACUGCGAAUCCGUUCCGACGCUCGGAACUAUCUGCGGGGACGUGCACAUUCGUGUUGUGCGAUAGCAACUGCCAACAUUAUCCCGAAUCAACCGAUUUUCAAAUGGCUGAUCAUGUUGGGUCCCGUGGCGGGGGUGCAUCCGGUGGCGGAGGAGGUGCAAUUGGUCCACAGCACUUCGAAGGCAGCAUAGAGGACAUCGACCGGCAGCUGGAGGCUCUUGACCAGGAAAGUGACUCGGACUCGGAAUCGCUGGAGGAAUUGGACGCGUGCGAAAACGUCGAAGUGGUGAGCCGUGCCGGAGAUCACGACGAAGCUGGAUCCGGCCCGACACUGGACGUAACGGUUCGCUACACGAUCUGUCUGUUUUGCAAGAAACCGUUCCAGCUGAAGAAGGAACUGAAGAAGCACCUGUUUGAACACAUGAAAAAUCUCAAACCCAUGAAGGAGAAAAAGAUCGUCGAGAAGAAGUUCAAAUGUCACAAGUGCUUCAAGACCUACACCGAAAUGGCUCGCGCCGAAAAGCACAUGGGCAAGUGCAAGAAGGUCUCCAAGCUGCUGCUGGACAUGAGCAAUACGACCCCGGACGGCAACCGGAUACUCGGCGGCGGUACCGGGGACUACGAAGGCGGAGGAGUGGACAAGAAGAAGGGCGGCGGCGGCGGAAAAUUCCGUGAACCUACCUCACCGCGGUCGCUGGUAUUCGACCCGGAAGCCGAGCAGGACGACCGGUGGGAGCAGCGCGAACGAAACACGGUGGUGCACUUUGACGAGCGGAACCUGGCGCGGGGUGGCAGCACCGACGAUUCACCGACGUCACCGCCGGCCGGCAGUGGCGGCCAUCAGCAGUUUCAGAGGUGUAAGUAACGUGGCGUAUGACGCCUACCGAAAGACCAAGGAGUGAUCGCUGGAGGAAGAGCUUCCCGCUACGGUCGCCGUCGCAGCAGCAGUGACCGCAAGUCCCUAGGUUUAAGUACCCCAUCCGUACAGUAUAUAUAAUUAAAUAGAAAGUUGUAAGUUUCCUGCAUAUGUGUGUGAGAAUUUGGGGGUUUUGAAAAUAGGGGGAAUUUUGGAUUAUCACAGAAAAAACACACGCACAGAUGCAUCCGGUUGAAUAUUGUAUAUCAAACUCAUGCUCCAAUUAUGAUGUGCAUGUGUGAAUUUGAUUUUUUUUUCUCGCAAAAACGAGCUAGAAUAAGACAGCAGAAAAUAGUGCAGAGUAAUGACUGAGGUAAAGAGAUGUAAUUAAAUACAAACAACAAAUAUUGCAGAACAAUGGACUCAGGAUUAACAAAAAUUAAACAUAACCACACGCAUAUAUGCAUCAAACAAAUUGAUUUAGGCAAAGUAAUGAAAUAUUCAGCCCCGUUAAAAAUAUCCUUCUUGCGAUAACAGUGUUGUAAUGGUUUAAAGUGCUAUGGGAUAAGUUAAACGUUAAAAUAAAAUAUUACUUUUAUUUAUUUAAAUUGUUAGUAAGAAUUGUGAUACUUGCCACAUUUAUUAAUUAUGAUAAUUAACGAACCUAUAAAAAAAGUAUAUGUAAGGGAGCAAUUUCACUAACCUAAACAAAAAAUCAUACAUUAAACUUAGUGUUUUCGAAGUGCUUCGUUUUAAAACACCACGAUUGAUUCGAAACACGUCGGCACAUUUUUCCUCUAUUUUAAUAUGUUACGCGAAACAAAUUCACACAAAAUCACUGGUUCAAAAUUGCACCCCAUGAAAAAAACAAAAACUUGAGACAUUUUCUGCAUUUUGUUUUCGGCUCAAAUUCCAGGUCCAUUCACUCACAAACUAUUACCUUAUGCAACUAUUUUCAAACGUUCUUUAUCAACAAUGCGGUAACCAAGGAACGUUUGAAAAUAUUUGCAUUAGCCUCAAAAUAUGCAAUCAAAUUUUAAUGGUAACCUCAGCACGGUGAAGAAAGGGCGAGCGUCUUUGGAACGGUUGGACCUGCAGCCAUUCGAAACGGUCCGACGGUUUUGGGGAUGUCCGUUCUUCAGCGAAACAAACAGAAAUAUAUAUAUGGUAAAUUCAAGACUCUCGAUACAAUAACUAAAACUAGAGAUAGCAUCUGAAAUCUGAAAUAUCUUUAUCAAGUCCUAACCGAUACAUAUAGUCAACGUACUUUGUAUAACAGAAUUACACAAUCUGAGAAUAUGUUUCCGUUAUUUCCUAACCUUCAACUACACACGAAAACAUAAAAGCAACAAAAACUAGAAUAGAUACGAAACUCAAUAAAACCAAGAGCAAAUGAAUGUCUUUUUGAUUCGACUAUUGUUGAAAUGCGCUCUAAUGCUCGUUUCAAAAUACAGAUGGCGACAUAACUGUUGAAAAGACGUCCAUUUGCACUUGCUGGAACACACACACACACACGAACAAGCAGGACGAGCAGCUACAUUUAAAUAGCUUAUAAUAAACGACUACAGCAAAGCGGCUAGCGGGAGUGAACACGGAAUGGAAUAAGCAAGCAAACAAUAAGCAAGAUUUGUGUCUGUAUAGUGCGAUAAGUCAAGCGGAUAAUAUACACACCACAGCAUUGAAGAAUUACGAUGAAUGAAUUAUUAAGGUUUUAACUGGAAGCUCUAGCAAUUAUCACGGCAGGUGAGCUGAGAAAUGUGCAGCAAAAAUAUAUAUAUCUAUCAGAAUGCGAUCAACAGUCAUUUUCUGUCUAAACAGCAUAUUAACGUAAAAAAAGGACUAAUACUAUAUAUAUAUAUAUUCUAGAAGGGGAAGGGUAGUGUGGUGAGAGCGCGCACGCGUGACUUGUGAGUAGAAUGAGUGAGGCGCGCACUUGGUGUUCUAGAAGAGAGAGAGAGAAAGCCAGUGUGUAAAUGUUUUAGACGUAUAUUUAUAAUCUAUUGGUACUAAAACUUUUUCCCGAAAUCCAACAAAGAGAAAAUCACUUCCUUGGGACAACUUGUUGCAUUUGUUUUUUUUUUAUAAAAAUAUUUUCAUUUCUCGGUGGAACUUAUUGUUCUAUUCUGUAUGCGCGCAUUUAGUUCCUUCCGAACGCUUUUAUGAAUGUAUUUGGGCAUAUGUUCGUGCUAAAUCAAACCAAACAAAAAUUAAACAAAAAUCUUCUCAAAAUUAACCAAACGCUAAACAAUGUUGCUUUGAUGUCUAUCGAUACGAGUAAAAUUUUUAGCAGAAAUCAAACAAAUCGGCAAUGGUUCAAGCUGAAACGCAAAACACCCAAUUAUAAGAGGCAAACAUAAGAUUGUUGAACAAAAAACUAUAUAAAAAGCAAACCCCAAUUUGUGUGUAGAACCUAACGGAAUGCUCUUGUCUUUGAAGAAGAAGAAAAAAACUAACAAUUCAUUGGCAAAAUGGUACAUGAAUAGUGACGGUGUGUACGAAGCAAGAAAAUACCAAUGGAGUAAACGGCAUAAGUCAAAUGGCGGGAGAGGUUUUUGAAGCAGAAGGAAAAGUCUAAACAAAGUCCAGGAGUGAAAACCCUUGUUAAUGUGAACUUCUUUUUCUCGAAUGUAUUUAAUAAAUUAUGCAUAUGAAUUCAAA